This is a messenger RNA of Cariama cristata (Red-legged seriema), 360 nucleotides long. Its product is annotated as dnaJ homolog subfamily B member 2-like. Gene Ontology annotation, cellular component: endoplasmic reticulum membrane; cytosol. The annotation marks the transcript as partial. Gene Ontology annotation, biological process: positive regulation of proteasomal ubiquitin-dependent protein catabolic process; protein refolding. The record is from RefSeq and is a predicted model, not a curated record. NCBI's taxonomy places the organism in Eukaryota, Metazoa, Chordata, Aves, Cariamiformes, Cariamidae. Gene Ontology annotation, molecular function: ATPase activator activity; Hsp70 protein binding. The transcript has 3 exons.
UGUCAGAGGCGUGUGCUCGUAGGGGGGUCCCUGGCACAGGAGCCCCCGCUGCCCGAGGGCUGCUGCAUGCCCAUCGCUGCCCGUCUGUGCAGGUACAGGAAGGCAGCACUGAAAUGGCACCCGGAUAAAAACCCAGACAACAAGGAGUACGCCGAGCAGAGGUUCAAGGAGAUCGCCGAGGCAUACGAAGUGCUGUCGGACAAGCAGAAGCGCGAUAUCUAUGACCGUUACGGCAAGGAUGGGCUCAUGGGGGCAGGACCAGGGGGCUCCAGGGCCGAUGCUGGGGCCCCUGAAUUCACCUUCACCUUCCGCAGCGCUCACGACGUCUUCCGGGAGUUCUUUGGUGGGCGAGACCCCUUC